Messenger RNA from Diabrotica balteata, 7494 nucleotides. The record is from the annotation of a GenBank genome assembly. NCBI's taxonomy places the organism in Eukaryota, Metazoa, Arthropoda, Insecta, Coleoptera, Chrysomelidae.
GUCAAAUGUGGUGGUUUGUGUUGAGAAGUUAUGUUUUUUAAGUUUCUCCCCGUAAAAAUUGAAAAUUUCUUUAAAACACGGUGGAUUAAACCCCUCAUAACAGUCCUCCACUUUCAGUGUCUUAAAUAUUGACGAAAAGGUUGUAGAAAUGUGUUAAAAAUGUAACAAAGUGUUCAUAACGGUACCAGUAGAUCUUGUUUUAUUGAACCCAAAUCUGGUAUUUCCGAAAGGAUGAAAUAAAUUAAAUUAAGAACAACCGGUUCCGCACGUCUACACGAAAUAAAUUAAUGCUAAAUAAAAUUUGAAUAUUUAGAUAAGGAUCAUUUUAGAGCAUUAAAAGAUGGAUAGCCAAAAGUUAGAAGUUACAUUCUUGUUCCAAUUUGGGCUCAUACGGGAUACUAUUACUGUCCCACAGGCUUCUCUGAAUCUCAAAACUGUUAAAAAUCUCGCAGUUAGCUUCCUUAAUUCUAAGAUUCCAGAUCAUGGUGUUAAUAGAAUAGAAGAUCGCAUAUUGUUAUUUCGCCAUGCCUACAGCUCUAACAAUAUUUUACAGUUGAUAAAUUCGGCUUUAGAAAUCUCAGAUGAAACACUUAUAGAAAUAGUUUUAACAGCCAAAGAAAUAUCAGGUCCCCAUGUUCCAGAAAUUACUAUAGUUAGACCGCAUGCCUUGUCCGUGCAUUCAUACAAAGCACCGACGUUUUGUGAUUUCUGUGGGGAAAUGCUGUUUGGGCUGGUCAGACAAGGGCUCAAAUGUGACGGUUGUGGUCAAAACUACCAUAAGCGAUGUGUGAUUAAAGUCCCAAAUAACUGUUCCUACAAUUUGUUGGACGAAAACGAGAAACAGAGACGUAGGUCAACAUCAGCGAACCUGCAAGUACCCCGCAGCCCUUCGGGGGGCUCGAAUACUUCACUGGCUUCGGCGAGUUCCACACAAACCGAGGACAGUGGCCUGUUUCAGAGCAACAACCGAUCGCCUUCGUUGGGAGGUCGGCCGGUAUGGGUCGAAAAAGAAAUGUCUUCGAGAGUUAAAAUCCCACACACGUUCGUCCUACACUCCUACACCAGACCUACGGUAUGUCAAUAUUGUAAAAAAUUACUCAAAGGGUUGUUCAAACAAGGCUUGCAAUGCAAGGAUUGUAAUUACAACGCGCACAAGAAAUGUCUUCAAAAAGUACCGAAAGAUUGUACCGGGGAACUUCCACGUGAUGCUUCAGGCAAUUUCGAACACGCCAGUAGUUGUGCUAGUAUCGAUAGUCACUUUAAUUCUGCCUUAGAUGAGGAUUCGGAGACUACAAAAGAGUCUUCUGUAUCUUUGAAUAACGAUAAUGAUAGCAACAAAUAUAUUGAAGUGAUACCGGUACACGAUGAUGACGACAACGAUCUAACGCCAUCCAGUUCUUCUUCUUCUCCAAGUGCCAACAUUCCUUUACAACGAAUAGUUCAAUCAGUAAAACACACCAAACGAAGAGGUUCCAAAGUGAUCAAAGAAGGAUGGUUAGUGCACUUUACGAAUAAAGACAAAACGGUGCGACGUCAUUUCUGGAGGCUAGACACAAAGUCCAUAGUUCUUUUUCAAAGCGAACAAAGUUCCAAGUAUUAUAAAGAGAUUCCCCUAUCAGAAAUUUUAACCAUCGACACAGCCCGCAUCAAACAAGGAGAGUAUAUGCAUUGUUUCGAGAUCAGAACGGCCAAUAUAGACUAUUUUGUCGGGCAAGACCCAUUGUUUAAUCUCCAAGAUGGAAACCUGGUCAAUUUACCCCCUCCGGAUAGUGGUGUUGGUGCUUAUCUUGCCAAAAGUUGGGAAACUUCGAUCCGGCAAGCCAUUGUGCCUGUGCAAGCUAAUCAAAAACAUGAAGAGACUACUGCCAGUGAAGAACAAAUCACUGAUAUGAGUCAGCUUUAUCAAAUCUAUCCAGAUGAGGUUCUUGGUUCGGGUCAAUUUGGAAUAGUCUAUGGAGGAGCUCAUCGAAGAACAGCUAGAGCAGUGGCCAUUAAAGUUAUCGACAAAUUAAGGUUCCCGACCAAACAGGAAGCCCAAUUAAAAAACGAAGUUGCAAUUUUACAGAAUUUGUCCCAUCCCGGCGUUGUUAAUUUGGAGCGAAUGUUCGAAACCCCAGAGAGAAUUUUCGUGGUGAUGGAAAAACUCAAAGGUGAUAUGUUAGAGAUGAUUUUAUCCCAUGACAAAGGUAGACUGACUGAGAGGGUCACUAAAUUUAUUAUAACACAAAUACUUAUAGCUUUGAAGCACUUACAUAGUAAGAAUAUUGUGCACUGUGAUUUAAAACCCGAAAACGUACUGCUAAGUUCCGAUGCCGAAUUUCCCCAAGUGAAACUGUGCGAUUUCGGUUUCGCUAGGAUCAUUGGAGAGAAAUCGUUCCGUAGAUCUGUAGUUGGUACACCUGCUUACUUAGCUCCUGAAGUUCUUCGCAACAAAGGCUACAAUAGGUCUUUAGACAUGUGGAGUGUAGGCGUUAUAGUCUACGUCAGUUUAAGCGGCACAUUUCCAUUUAAUGAAGACGAAGACAUAAACGAACAAAUUCAGAAUGCCGCGUUCAUGUACCCACCGAAUCCUUGGAAGGAAAUUUCUUCUGAUGCUAUUAAUUUAAUCAACAACCUCCUGCAAGUUAAACAGAGAAAAAGAUACACAGUGGAUAAAUCUUUAAGCCACAUCUGGCUGCAGGACUACCAGACUUGGUGUGAUCUUCGAACGCUAGAAAACCAAGUAGGAGGGAGAUAUUUAACUCACGAGUCCGAUGAUCAAAGGUGGGAGCAGUACAGGGCCGAAGUAUGACCCGAAAAAGGAUGGUUACAUAGCUUUAAAAAGUGCCUUCGGAGUAUGCGCACUUAAACACACAACAAAAACCUCUAACAAGAAGAAUAUCGGUGAUUUCUUCGUUUACGAUUUUUCAAAUUGUCUAAUUAAUUGUUAAACUACAUUGGCGAGAAAAAACAAAGUCAGCAUGGAAACGAUUUGAAGUUUACGUUUUGCUUGAUACUAUUUUCACCCCUACACAUUCUUGAACAAUUCUGAGAGCUUAUAUAUGUCUUUGGAAAUUUCUUCAUAACUCAACAAAGACCGGUGGUCCAUUUCGAUAUUCUUUGACAACUUUCAGAGACACAAAAAUAAUCAAAGGCACAAAAAGCAUCAUAAAUUAUAUUCUUAUAACUUCCAUAGUGUACGUGUGAACUGUGUCUGGUUCUGAAAAGACUUGUGUCAAACUAAGCCGACUUACUGCCCAAAUAGAAGUCGCUUGUCACCACAAACUAGAAUAUACCUUUCUGCUAGUCUUCUUCAGAUUCUUAGAUUUCCACCAGAUCUAUUGAAGCGAUUUAUAUUUCGAUGCCAGCGUUACAAUGAUGGACCUAUUGAAUUCUGUUCCACAAGACAAUCUAAUAAUGCAGAACGUUCUUCUAACUGUUCAUUAACUAAUAUUCACAUUUAUUGGAGUUAAUUACGUUGUUCUAAUUUGCAGGCCCUAACAAACGCUUAUUUCUCGGACUGACAAAUCUUUUUUGGACUGAUUAUGUCUUGUUUUCUCAAAACCUCGAUACGCAUUUUAUGUAUUCACCAGCUUUUAUCAACAAUUCUUAAUUUCAUGUUGUCCUCAACCAUCUGGUAACAUCAUUACAACUUUUGUCGCAUCCAUAAAGGUAACAGACAAUUUUCUGAUAUGACAACGGUCAUAACUGUCUGUAAUUGCUCCUGGUUAUACAGUGAUUUCCAAUUAGCAGAUGUAAACAUUUAGACCAUCACAAUUUCAGAUAGAAAUAAAUGUUUUACUCGUCAGUGUAUUUACAUUGGAUUUUGGUUAUGCUAGAGGAAAACCAUUUUUAAAACAAUUGUGCCAAUAGUAACAAAACUAGUACCUUAAACACAGUUUCAGAAUUACUUCCAUUUAAAAAAGUUUUAAUACCUGUUGAUAAUAUUUUUAUAGAUAAUUUACAUUUUUCAUUUUAUAGGAAGAUGAAAUCUAAUAUUGGUAGUUGAAGUGACUGCUAUGUUUAUUGAAAAAAUUAGGAGAGUAUCUAAUAUUUCACAUUGAUUAUUCAUAUUUUACUUUAUACAAGCUUUGUCUCGAGCAUAAUGGGAAAACUUAACUCUUAAAUAACUAAACUCUUCAACGAACAUUUCUUCGUUAACAUUGUCUGACAAGCUGUCACCAUUCAUCGUUACAGUAGAUUCCCGUAAGUUCGGUCACCUCUGGACCGGACCCUAGGCCGAACUAACCGAUGCUUAUCUAAAAAAUGUCCAUUUAUUGUUUGUAUGGAUCUAGCAAGAACAAAACACUUGUACAUUAAGUAGAAGACAACACAGAGGAAUACUCUGACAUAUAUUUAACACAUUUGAAAAGAUAAACUGUACAAAAAUACUAUAAAACAAUACUUACAGAAUUCUAGGCCUAAUAUUUUUUAUUUAACAUCCAAUGUUUAUUGCAAUCUGUCUCAUUACAAACAAUAAGAAAUAUGUAUAAUUUAUGUACAAUAACUGACACUGACACACAUAUAAGUAUUACAAGACUAAAAAAAAGUCAAUGAAAGAUUUAGAAAACACCAGAAUAAAAACUUGUUAUUUCACCGCACUAUGACACUAUGAAUCAUAUCACACAUAUUAUAUGAAUCAAGGGGCAUCUGUGAGAGUAGGACUCGAAUCUACAUCAUAUUUCUCAAUCGAAAAGGUGUACGAUAGGGUUGUGUUCUGUCACCCCUCCUUUUAAAUCUUUACUCUGAAACGAUUUUCGAUAGAGCCUAAGUGCCUUAAUGUGGUAUUUAGAAGACUACUUAAAAUUCCCUGGACAGAUCACACAACAAAUGUCGAAGUAUUAAAUCGAAUGGGCAGAGAACGAGAAUUGCUGUCAAUUAUAAAAAGAAGAAAAACUGCUUAUCUGGGUCAUAUAUUUCGAAAUUCCAAGUACCAGUUCUUAAAGCUUAUUAUGGAAGGGAAGAUAGAAGGAAAACGAGGCAUCGGAAGAAAGAAAUACUCAUGACUUAAAAACAUAAGGGAUUGGACAAAUCUCGAUGCCCAUGCACUUUUUAGAGCCACACAAGAUCGCGAGAAGUAUUCCAGAAUUGUCGCCAACGUCCACUAAUUGGAUAGGGCACCAUAAGAAGAAAAUUACACUAUGAUCUGUUUCUCCAUAUUUACUAGAGGUCCAAAAGGUCUGGUCGUUUUAAUCUUCUUUCGUGUGAAAUGUUGAGCAGAUCCGUAGCCAGCGGAUUUGGAUAGUCUAGUCUUGGAUACCGAGUUUACAGCAGAUAUUGCUUCGCUAACUGUUGGUAACUGUAAAUCGUGGUAUAAUCUGUGGUUCGUAAUGUACUAAGGGGUAAUGCAGAUCUGGCGCAGCACUUUCGAUUGAAAUCGUUUUGUAUAUUGGUAUUACUUGCUAUUCUCCAGGCUAAGAUUUGAUUUUCGACUCAUGUACCAAUACAUUUUCCUGUAGAUUAAGCCGAGUUCAAGGCGUUUCUUCCAGAUGUGGAUACCCUAAUUAAGUUUGCUAUCCAAAUGAAUUCCUAAGUAUUUAACGACGGUAUUAACUGGUAUUGUUUAUAGAAACUGGUGGCGCGACACCUUUUUUUAAAGUAAACGUUAUGUUGGUUUUAAACUGUUAACUUGGACUCACUAUAGUUUAAGCCAACUCUCUAAAUUUUGUAAUACCUGGGAUGCUUCAGUUGCUGUAGAAUUUGAAGCCAUGAUAACUGUGCCAUCGGCAUAUGUAGCGAUUGUUGUAUUGGUCGUCGUUGGGAGAUCUGAUGUUUAUAUUAAGUAGAGGGUGAGUCCUAGUAUGCUUCCUUGUGGAGCUCCGGAACAAAUUGGAAACAGGUUAGUGAUUUCCCCAUUUCUUUUGACUUGAAAUAAUCGAUCUGUCAGGUAGGAUCUUAAAAGUGAGCUUAUGGGAUGAGGAAAUAUGGAUUUAAUUUUAAAGAUAAUACCUACAUGCCCAACUUUGUCGAAUGCUUGAUAAAUAUCUAGAAAUGCAGCAGUACAGUAAUUUUUUUGUUCGAGCGAAAUUCUGAUAGUCUUUACCACCCGGUAUUUCGUCGUAUUCCUUGGCCGACAUGUACACAAUAUCCUUCAUAUUAACUGACUUCAGCACUUUUAAGAGGUCUAAGUUUGGAAAGAACUUAAGAAAGCAGUUUUCGGCAAUACUUUCUCUUGAAGCACUCAAUGACCUCUUGGUUCAUGGGCUGUUGAAGACUAGUUACAUUGGGUGGCGGGAUCAGCAGUUUAAUUUCUUUUUUAUCGUCACACUGAAGACCUUCCUGGUGAGUAGGCGCGUUAUCAAGUAGUAGAAGUGCUUUGAUGUACAGAUUUAAUUUUGUCAAAUGGUUUUUCACUUUCGGAAUAAAUUCGCACACAAACCAUUCCCUGAACAAAUAUGUGUCCAUUCAUGCUGAUUGGUGCAACCGGUAAUACACUGAUAGAGUUUCCAUGUUUUAUAUCCUUAAACUCUCUAGGUUUUGCUGCUGUACCAAUGACAAAUAGGGGUAUCUUAUGGGUCCCCGAGGCGACUGUUAUCAUCUCUUUGCUGACUUUAAAUCCUGUAGAAGAUGUUUCUUUGGGGUGGAAAAGGUUUUUCUGGGCAGAAGUCUACAAUUUAACCCAGUGUUGCUCCAACAUCGACGAAACUCCAAUAAAUUGGUCCAAAUAGGAGCAUAAAUCAUCAUGCAUUGGAGGAAACAUGGAAAUACAGUGGAAGAUAAAUAUCCUGGACUACACCGUAUGAUCAUCAUCCAUGGUGUUACAGCCUAGAUGUCUCUGCCUUCACUAGGAACAUACUAGUACAUACUGGCAUCAUACUAGUGCAUACUGGUAAAAUGUCGAUGGCGUCAUAUUUUUGACAGAUUUCAAAACAAAUUGACUUCGAGGAUUUCCAAAUGUGCAGGAUGAGACCUUUGACUUUGAAUCCUUUUAAAAUGAGAGACAAAACUUUCAUUUCUGUACUUUACAAUAUCUUAAUUAGUAAUUGAGCCAAUAUUGUAACAUGUGGUGCACAUUGCGUGAGAUUUAAAAAAGUAGAUUGAUCAUUUAAGUACAACAGAAGAAACAUAGGAUAUAAUGUUUCUUUUUUUCUUCUGAAAACUUCCAUAAUUACCUCUAGGAAGACAUAAAAGAAGGCCAAACAUUGAAACUAGAAUAUAUAUUUUUAUUACAUAGUAUUCUUAAGCAAAACAGUAUUUACCAUUUUUUAUUAGAGAUCUUGAUUCCAAAGAUGGUUUCUCUGGUAAAGCCAAAUGUCCCAAAACCUUGGUACUUCCAUAUUGCUUGUAAUACUCAAAAGUUGAUAUAUGCUAUUUUAUAUGUUACAAAAGAGAGUUAAAUUUCAAACAAAAGUAAUCAUUCCUGAUUUUUUAUUUUUAAAGUAUUUAUUUAUACAUGUAUGGUUAUACAAAAUAUUUUAUUUUUUAUUAAUGUUUAUUUAUACAGUUUUUAGCAAUAAAGAGUAACAUUUUCAACACUUUAUCUAAUUUAGUGAAUUGGAAAAUAAAAUUUUCUAU